AUGGCCCCGCUUUACAAGAAAACCCUCAUCAUCGGCGCCACCUCCGGCAUUGGCGAGGCCCUCGCCGCGAAACUGCACGCCGAGGGCACUUCUGUAAUCGUUACCGGCCGCCGCCAGGAUCGUCUCGAUGCGUUUGUUGCGAAUCAUCCCGGGUCUAGUGGUGUCGUGAUCGACAUCACCAAGUUCGAUGACAUCCCGUCUUUCGUCGCCUCCGUCACGCAGCAGCACCCUGAUAUCGACAGCGUGGUACUCAAUGCCGGCAUCCAACGGCCGUUUAACUUCGCCAAGCCUGAGACUGUAGACUUGUCUACCUUCGCUGAGGAGUUUAACACUAAUUACGUGUCUUUCGUGCACCUGGUUAAGGCCUUCUUGCCGCACUUACAGCGCGUAUCCAAGGAUGCCGAGGCUCACUUGGUAUUUAUAAAUGCCUCGUUGGCACUUGUACCGACGUUAACUCGUACACCCGGAUAUAACGCCAGCAAGGCAGCACUCCACUCCUUCAUCGUCAAUGUGCGACAGCAGAUCAAAGACGCCGGUUAUAAGAUCCGCCUUGUUGAAGUGUUCCCUCCCGCGGUGCAGACAGAGAUCCAUGACACGAAGCACCAACCAGACAUGAUAAACGGCCAUGAGAUAGGCAUGCCCCUUGGCCCUUAUACCGAGCGCAUGUACGAGGGCUUGCAGAAGGGCGAUGAGCAGUUUGCUAUCGGACACGCAGAGGAGUGGCUUAAUGAAGGCGGUUUCGAGGCUACGCGAGCGAAGCUAUUCGAACAAGGUCACGUCACUAUCAAGGAGGCCCUGGCGAAGUAUGUGAAAAGUGCAUAG
Molecule: messenger RNA, 822 nt
Organism: Daldinia childiae
Lineage: Eukaryota; Fungi; Ascomycota; Sordariomycetes; Xylariales; Hypoxylaceae
Product: putative oxidoreductase DltE
Exons: 3
Coding region: 1-822 (273 amino acids)
Molecular function (GO): oxidoreductase activity
Source: RefSeq, a predicted model, not a curated record